CACAUCACACCCACAACACAGUGACCAGUCCAUGAUACACGUGAAUUAUGUACUUAUCUUAAACGUACCUAUGUCAAGCGCAGGUCCGACCAAUAGAAUCAUUUCAGUCGGCGCCAGCAUCUAGCGACUGCACCAACGUGCUGCAGAAUAACUCAGUCGAAAAUAUGGCGAAAAUUUUUGUAAAAUUAUGACAGAAAAAGCCUCCCAAAAAGAAGUACGAGGUGCAGCCGCCACCCCCGACCCUGUGGCUUCCAGUAGCAAGGAUGCAACAUUUUCCUCUGUGUCAUCAGUAGCGCCGGGCACUGCGUUGUUUAAAAACGCGCCCGCGACCGCGAAGACGCGCCCUCUCGUGGACCUGGCGCUGGCCGCGCCAUGCGCCGCCUACGAACCCGGCGCCUCCCGCGCGAGCUCGCUGAGCUCGUCGCCCUCCUCGCCCACGCUGCCCGCGCUGCCGCUCGCCGUCGACAAGCCCGACAACAACCACGCGCUCGCCGCCGACAUGCACCGCGAGGAGAACCGCCUCAAGACCUUCGACACCUGGCCGCUCUCCUUCAUUAGCCCGCAGACCCUCGCCAGCAACGGCUUCUACUACCUCGGCCGCUCCGACGAGGUCCGGUGCGCGUUCUGUAAGGUCGAGAUCAUGCGGUGGGUGGAGGGCGACGACCCCGCGCGGGACCACCAGAAGUGGGCGCCGCAGUGCCCCUUCCUGCGCAAGCAGCCGGCGGCGGGCGCGCUGCCGGCCGCACCCGUCACGGACGGGCAGGACGAGUGCGGAGCGCGCGCCGCGCCCACCGGCGCCAACGUGUGCAUGCCGGGGCCCGUGCACCCGCGCUACGCCACCGAGGCGGCGCGCCUGCGCACCUUCAAGGACUGGCCCAAGAGCAUGAAGCAGAAGCCGGAGGAGCUCGCCGAGGCCGGCUUCUACUACACGGGCCAGAGCGACAAGACCAAGUGCUUCUACUGCGACGGCGGCCUCAAGGACUGGGAGGAGGACGACGUGCCCUGGGAGCAGCACGCGCGGUGGUUCGACCGCUGCGCGUACGUCCAGCUCGUGAAGGGCCGAGACUACGUCCAGAAAGUCAUAUCGGAGGCCUGCGUCGUCCCCGAAACGAAACCCGCGCCGAAACCGGAACCGGUAGCCCCCGCGAUAAGCGAAGACGAAAAAUCGGAAGUGGAAGACUGUAAAGUGUGUAAAAUCUGUUACGAGAACGAGCGCAACGUGGCCUUCGUCCCGUGCGGGCACGUGGUGGCGUGCGCCAAGUGCGCGCUGGCCACGGACAAGUGCCCGCUGUGCCGGCGGACGUUCACGAGCGCCGUGCGCCUGUACUACUCGUGAGUGGAGCCCCGCGAGGCUCGGAUCUAGUCACAAGCCGAGUGGCGGCGUGCUGAACCGCGCCGCGGGCCACGCUUCCGACCACUCGCGGGCCGGGUCGCACCGAGCCCCCGAUCCAUCGACUUUUAAAUAUCGUUGUAUUUACGAGAGAGUUCGAACGAACCGCGAUGAUGUCGAUGGACGAUUCGGUGCGACCCGUCCUGGGAGUCUACGCUGUAGAACUGUGAUUUUUUAUUUAAAUCUAAGGCGGAAGGGCGAAGGUCUCCGGUCCGAUGAUGACGAACCGGUGGCAAAUUGUAAAUGUUAAUGAUUUUAAAUUAUUUAUUGUAAAACGACAUGUAAAUUCGAUGUAAAUAACAAUUUUAGCUUAUCAUUUUGUCCCACCAGUUGAAAUGAAAUUCUAUAUGCUAUAAAUGAUGUCGCGUGCCUUUCCUCUGAAAGUUUGGACUGUCAAAUAAUAUGUUACACCGACUAGUCUUUCGAAAUACAUUUUUACCUCCAGAGCCCUGAAUUACGUUAAGCGAUUCAAAGUAGGGUUAAAAUACAAGUCAGUAACUGGUGGUCAUUGUAUUGUAAUUAUAUAAAAAGUGACUUCAUUUAUUGCAUUUAAAAGUGAUUAUUAUGACUAUAAUUAAUUUGAAACAGUGAUUUUUUUAAUUGUAAAUCUUUCUGGUAAGUACUUGAUUAUAGGUAACCUAGUAUUUUCAGUUCAAGACGCUUAUUAAGACUAUUGUUUAAUGAAAAUAGUUAACCUAUUAUUGUUCCUGUAAAUAUGCUUCUAUUUUGACAAUAAUUUAACUAAUUUAUGUCAAAACAGAGUAUUAGGUAGACAUAAUGAUAAGCGAAUAACUAAACAUGUACAUGAGUAUUUUUUUUCAAUGAUAAACGACAUUGUGUUAAUUAUAAAUAGGAAUCUGAGGGACCAAUUUGAACCGCGAAAUUCGUAAUGUUGAUUCCUCUACAUAAUCCAGAGAGAAGAAUGCAGCUUAUAAUUUCGUGUGUCAAAAUGCUCCGUCAUAAAUAUUGAAUUUUAGGUAUUUCAUCCAAUUAACAAAGGUAUUUUUGAACACAAUACCUGAAUGAUUUAACAGCAUCAGUUAAUAUAACUUACAUUUGAAAGUAAAAUCUCAAUAAUGUAUAAUUAUUAAUUUCAAAUUUAAAUCCUGUUACAAACACAUUUGUAAGUUCUAAUGUUGCUUUACAAGUGCUGAUUAUUUUAUGACAAAAUAAAAACUUACAGCAUUUAUUAACUUAAAACUAAAUAUGUAUUUGUAACUGGAUCAUUAGUCAAUAGAAGAGCACUGAAAAAGAUUAAAUUAUUGAGCACUGGUCUCAACCACUAGACAAGGUAAGAGUUUUUUUGUCCUAAUUACUAUAUAUGUUAAUUAAUGUUAUAAUAAAAUUGUUCAAUCGAAA
This is a messenger RNA of Leguminivora glycinivorella, 2749 nucleotides long. RefSeq names its product baculoviral IAP repeat-containing protein 3-like (gene Iap). NCBI's taxonomy places the organism in Eukaryota, Metazoa, Arthropoda, Insecta, Lepidoptera, Tortricidae. Gene Ontology annotation, biological process: negative regulation of apoptotic process; regulation of cell cycle; positive regulation of protein ubiquitination. The record is from RefSeq and is a predicted model, not a curated record. Gene Ontology annotation, cellular component: nucleus; cytoplasm. The transcript is spliced from 3 exons. The coding region runs from base 188 to 1336 and encodes 382 amino acids. Gene Ontology annotation, molecular function: ubiquitin protein ligase activity; cysteine-type endopeptidase inhibitor activity involved in apoptotic process.